Messenger RNA from Leopardus geoffroyi (Geoffroy's cat), 2993 nucleotides. RefSeq names its product phosphodiesterase 4A (gene PDE4A). Gene Ontology annotation, molecular function: 3',5'-cyclic-AMP phosphodiesterase activity. The record is from RefSeq and is a predicted model, not a curated record. Gene Ontology annotation, biological process: signal transduction. NCBI's taxonomy places the organism in Eukaryota, Metazoa, Chordata, Mammalia, Carnivora, Felidae. Gene Ontology annotation, cellular component: perinuclear region of cytoplasm; cytosol; nucleus.
GCUGGCGCGGAGCGGGGUACCGAGCGCGGAGAGCGCUGCCGGGCGCGGAGCAGAGCGCCGGCCGCCUCCCGAAAGCCGCGGCGCCCGGCCCGGGGGCGAUCGGCCCGUAGCGCCCCCGGGUCUGUCCCCGGGGCGCCAUGGCCCCAGCGAGGCCGGGCGCACCCGCGGGGCCCCGGGCGCGUCGGCUAGCGCGCCGCUGAGCAGGGUAAAGCUCGGAGAGGCCGGGGCCCCCCGGGGCACAGGAAGGGGCCGGCGCCAUGGAGCCCCCGGCCGCCCCUUCGGAGAGGAGCCUGUCUCUGUCUCUGCCCGGGCCCCGGGAGGGCCAGGCCACCCUGAAGCCGCCCCCACAGCACCUGUGGCGGCAGCCGCGGACCCCUAUCCGUAUCCAGCAGCGCGGCUACUCUGACAGCGCGGAGCGCGCAGAGCCUGAGCGGCCGCCACACCGGCCCAUAGAGCGCGCCGACGCCGUGGACACCGGCGACCGGCCCGGCCUGCGCACUUCUCGCAUGUCCUGGCCCUCGUCCUUCCACGGUACCGGCACCGGCAGCGGCGGCGCGAGCGGAGGCAGCUGCAAGCGCUUCGAGGCGGAGAAUGGGCCCACGCCAUCUCCUGGCCGCAGCCCCCUGGACUCGCAGGCGAGCCCGGGCCUCGUGCUGCACGCGGGGGGGGCUAUCAGCCAGCGCCGGGAGUCCUUCCUGUACCGCUCGGACAGUGACUACGACAUGUCACCCAAAACCAUGUCCCGGAACUCGUCGGUCACCAGCGAGGCGCACGCUGAGGACCUCAUUGUGACACCUUUCGCCCAGGUGCUGGCCAGUCUCCGGAGUGUCCGCAGCAACUUCUCACUCCUGACCAAUGUGCCCAUUCCCAGCAACAAACGGUCCCCGCUGGGCGGCCCAACCCCCGUCUGUAAGGCCACGCUGUCAGAAGAGACAUGUCAACAACUGGCCCGGGAGACACUGGAGGAGCUGGACUGGUGCCUGGAGCAGCUGGAGACCAUGCAGACCUACCGCUCCGUGAGCGAGAUGGCAUCCCACAAGUUCAAGAGGAUGUUAAACCGUGAACUCACACACCUGUCAGAGAUGAGCAGGUCAGGAAACCAGGUCUCUGAGUACAUCUCCACCACAUUCCUGGACAAGCAGAAUGAAGUGGAGAUUCCAUCACCCACGAUGAAGGAUCGAGAAAAACAGCCAGCUCCCCGCCAGAGACCUUCCCAGCAGCCCCCGCCCCCUGGGCCGCAAUUCCAGCCCAUGUCUCAGAUCACGGGGGUGAAGAAACUGAUGCAUAGCAGCAGCCUGAGUGACUCCAGCAUCCCCCGCUUUGGGGUGAAGACCAACCAAGAAGAGCUCCUGGCCCAAGAACUGGAGAACCUGAACAAGUGGGGUCUGAACAUCUUCUGCGUAUCCGAAUACGCCGGAGGCCGUUCCCUCAGCUGCAUCAUGUACACGAUAUUUCAGGAGCGUGACCUGCUGAAGAAAUUCCGCAUCCCAGUGGACACCAUGGUGACAUAUAUGCUGACCCUGGAGGACCACUACCACCCGGACGUGGCCUACCACAACAGCCUGCACGCGGCCGAUGUGCUGCAGUCCACCCACGUGCUGCUGGCCACACCCGCGCUAGAUGCUGUGUUCACGGACCUGGAGAUUCUUGCCGCCCUCUUCGCGGCCGCUAUUCAUGACGUAGACCACCCUGGGGUCUCCAACCAGUUCCUCAUCAACACUAAUUCGGAGCUGGCGCUCAUGUACAACGAUGAGUCGGUGCUGGAGAACCACCACCUGGCCGUGGGCUUCAAGCUGCUGCAGGAAGACAACUGCGAUAUCUUCCAGAACCUCAGCAAGCGCCAGCGGCAGAGCCUGCGCAAGAUGGUCAUCGACAUGGUGCUGGCCACGGACAUGUCCAAACACAUGACCCUCCUGGCAGACCUGAAGACCAUGGUGGAGACCAAGAAGGUGACCAGCUCGGGGGUCCUCCUGCUGGACAACUACUCCGACCGCAUCCAGGUCCUUCGGAACAUGGUGCACUGUGCAGACCUCAGCAACCCCACCAAGCCACUCGAGUUGUACCGCCAGUGGACCGACCGCAUUAUGGCCGAGUUCUUCCAGCAGGGGGACCGUGAACGUGAGCGGGGCAUGGAGAUCAGCCCCAUGUGCGACAAGCACACAGCCUCGGUGGAGAAGUCUCAGGUGGGUUUCAUCGACUAUAUCGUGCACCCGCUGUGGGAGACAUGGGCUGACCUGGUCCACCCGGACGCCCAGGAGAUCCUGGACACGUUAGAGGACAACAGAGACUGGUACUACAGCGCCAUUCGGCAGAGCCCAUCACCGCCGCCUGAGGAGGAGCCCAGGGGGCCGGGCCACCCACCCCCACCUGAUAAGUUCCAGUUUGAGCUGACGCUGGAAGAGGAAGAUGAGGAGGAGGUGUCUACCGCCCCGGGUGCAUUUACGGUGCAGGGAUUGUCCGUGGCUCAGGAUGCGUCCCCAGCCGAGGAACUCUUGGAGGUCGAUGGCCAGGAUAUGCCCACGGAGGCGAAGGUACAGGAACCUUGCUGCACGCAGCAAGCAGACUCGGCCGGUAGUGUGGCUGCGGGCAAGGACAAGGCCACGUCCCCAGACGCAUCCGUGGAUGCCGUAGGCCGCAGCAGCCCCCUGGCCCUGUCUGCCGAGAGCCCCCUUCCGCCCGCCUUGAGGACCCCGCCCCCUCCAGAGGACACCCCGGGCCUCCCGGGCCUCCCCUCCACGGCGGCCGAGGCGGGGGCCCAAAAAGAGCAUCAGGCUGCCAAGAGGGCGUGCAGUGCCUGCACAGGAAUGUCCGGCGAGGACCCCCCCCCACUCCCAGCUCGGGGGUGGGGGUCAGCUGGAGGCCCUACCUGAACCCCGGCCCCAACACCCUCCUGCUCUCCCCGGCUCCCUUCACCACCAUUACCCCACGACCGCCUCCUCCACUGCCUCAAAGACUCUUGGGCCUCCAGAGAAAAAAGAAAACAGAAAAGUGGG